AUGUUGGCUUCACAACAACUUGACACUUGGAUCCUUUCCACAAGUGAUCACGGGAACAAACAUUCCAAGAUCAAAACAUUCGCCAUUCCAGUAUUCGUAUUGAUAUAUGCAUGUUUCUAUCUUGCAGCAAGUUCCAUGAAUGUCCAUGCUCAAUGGACAGAACCAGUGGCUCCACAGGAUUUGCUCCAUUCCUACGUUCCACCCAAUGUGUAUCAAAUGGUUUUCAAUGAUGAGUUCAAUGGACCUUCUUUGAAUCGAACCAAAUGGAAAACUCGUUACAUUUACAAUGGAGGUACUUUGGAUUAUCUCAAUGAUGAAAUUCAAAGAUAUCGUGACAACAACAAUCAUGUGUUCGAAAAUGGUUGUUUGAAAUUAGUGGCACGUCAUGUCAACAAUUCUCGAGUCGAGUCUGGAAUGAUCCGUUCGGUGUAUGAAACACGUUAUGGUUACUAUGAAGCAAGAAUCAAAAUGCCAUGGGCUCGUGGCGUGUGGCCAGCGUUUUGGUUGAAUUCAGGUUACAGUGAAAGAGGAAAUCUUUCAUGGCCACCAGAAAUUGACAUUUUUGAAUUUGUGGUCAAUGGUGUCGAUGACAAUCCUGGACCCAUGCUCAACAUGUUACAUUACGGUGUAAUUACUCGUCCAAGUACUCCUUCUCAACUCUUGUAUAAGAAUUCUCGUUUCGAUUCUGUUUGGAAUAAUUUUUAUGCAUCUGCCGACUUGUCAAAAGUUUGGACCACCUAUGGACUCGAAUGGAACCCUUCCAAUGUCAGUGUCUAUGUCAAUUCUACUCGAAUCUACACUAGAACGUAUUCAUGGGUAUAUCCAAGUGAUUUGACGUUGGCAGGUCCAGCACAUGUCUUGUUGAAUUUGGCAAUUGGUGGAAGUUGGGCUGGAAAAUAUGGUGUGAAUUAUACAGCCUUUCCUCAAGCAUUGGAGAUUGAUUGGGUGAGAGUGUAUAAACCAGUGGAGAACGAGGGAGGUCAAAAUAAUGGAAAUGUGGGACCAAUGCCAAAUGUCAGCACAUCUCAAAAAGUUGUCCAUUCAAGAGUCAAUGCAGCAAUGACACAGACAAUGUUGCUGUUGCAAAUGAUGAUGAUAUUAAUCAUUGUUCUAGCUGUCCUUACAGUAUUCCAUUAA
Messenger RNA from Naegleria lovaniensis, 1137 nucleotides. RefSeq lists its product as uncharacterized. Gene Ontology annotation, molecular function: hydrolase activity, hydrolyzing O-glycosyl compounds. NCBI's taxonomy places the organism in Eukaryota, Heterolobosea, Eutetramitea, Acrasida, Naegleriidae. The record is from RefSeq and is a predicted model, not a curated record. The transcript has a single exon. The coding region runs from base 1 to 1137 and encodes 378 amino acids. Gene Ontology annotation, biological process: carbohydrate metabolic process.